AGUAAGGAAGUCAACAACCGCACGCAAAGAAGAAGCGGUUCCAGAAAUAGGAAUCAGAUCACAAAAUCAAUAGUGGCGCUCUGUGUUGCGUGCUAAGCUGAUGGCGGAGUGUGCGGCGAGGAAGUCCGGGGUGCCGGUGUUCGUGAUGAUGCCGCUGGACACGGUGAAGACUUGCUGCGGGAGCGGCCUGAACCACCGCAAGACCAUGGCGCGGGAUCUGGCGGCGCUCCAGAGCGCGGGCGUGGAGGGGAUCAUGGUGGACGUGUGGUGGGGGAUCGUGGAGGGCGAGGAGCCGGAGAUGUACAACUUCGACGGGUACAUGAAGCUCGUCGGGAUGGCGCGCGACGCCGGGCUCAAGGUCCAGGCCGUCAUGUCCUUCCACCAGUGCGGCGGGAACGUCGGCGACACCGUCAACAUUCCUCUGCCGCAGUGGGUGGUGGAGGAGAUGGAUAAGGACCAGGAUCUCGCCUACACUGACCAAUGGGGACGCCGGAGCUACGAGUACGUCUCGCUCGGCUGCGACGACAUGCCCGUCCUCCAGGGCCGCACGCCCGUCCAGUGCUACACUGACUUCAUGAGCGCCUUCCGCGACCACUUCGCCGCCUUCCUCGGCAACACCAUCGUCGAAAUCCAAGUCGGCAUGGGCCCGGCCGGCGAGCUGCGGUACCCGUCGUACCCGGAGAGCGAGGAGACCUGGAAAUUCCCCGGCAUCGGCGCCUUCCAAUGCUACGACAAGUACAUGCUCAGCAAUCUGGCGACAGCAGCGGCCACGGCCGGCAAUCCGGAUUGGGGCCUUGGUGGCCCGACGGACGCCGGCGACUACAACAGCUGCCCGGACGACACGGACUUCUUCCGUCAGGACGGCGGCGGCUGGGGCACCGAGUACGGGCAGUUCUUCAUGGCGUGGUACUCGCGGAUGCUCCUGGAGCACGGCGACCGCGUCCUGUCCGGCGCGGCGUCCGUGUUCGGCCACGCGCCCGGCGUCCACCUCUCGGCCAAGGUCGCCGGCAUCCACUGGCACUACGGCACAGAGUCUCACGCGCCCGAGCUCACCGCGGGGUACUACAACACGCAGCACCGCGACGGGUACCUGCCGAUCGCGCGCGUGCUGGGCCGCCACGGCGCGGUGCUCAACUUCACCUGCGUCGAGAUGCGCGACCACGAGCAGCCGCAGGACGCGCGCUGCCAGCCGGAGUGCCUGGUGCGGCAGGUGGCCGCGGCUGCCCGUGAGGCUGGCGUCGGCCUGGCCGGGGAGAACGCGCUGCCCCGGUACGACGAGGCGGCGCACGACCAGGUGGUUGCCACCGCCCAGGAGGAACAGAUGGUGGCCUUCACGUACCUUCGCAUGGGGCCCGACCUGUUCCAGGCCGAGAACUGGAGCCGGUUCGCCGUGUUCGUGAAACGGAUGAGCGAUGCCGGUUCCUCGCCUCCUCGGUCGCGGCAAAAGACCACCAAAGACGAAGCAGUCUCAGUGUAGGGCUGACAGACUCA
This is a messenger RNA of Lolium rigidum, 1491 nucleotides long. Its product is annotated as beta-amylase 1, chloroplastic-like. Bases 101 to 1477 code for a protein of 458 amino acids. NCBI's taxonomy places the organism in Eukaryota, Viridiplantae, Streptophyta, Magnoliopsida, Poales, Poaceae. Gene Ontology annotation, molecular function: beta-amylase activity. Gene Ontology annotation, biological process: polysaccharide catabolic process. The record is from RefSeq and is a predicted model, not a curated record. The transcript has 4 exons.